Messenger RNA from Uloborus diversus, 609 nucleotides. RefSeq lists its product as uncharacterized. The transcript has 2 exons. Bases 1 to 609 code for a protein of 202 amino acids. The record is from RefSeq and is a predicted model, not a curated record. Lineage: Eukaryota; Metazoa; Arthropoda; Arachnida; Araneae; Uloboridae.
AUGGUAAAGGAAUUUUUGUCGAAGGAUCAUCAGAAUUUGGAUGAACAAGUUGCAUUAAAUUUGCCUUAUCGUAAUUUGUUAGGGUGUUUGGCUUUUUUAGUGACUCGCACAAGGCCGGACAUAAUGUAUGCUGUGAAUGUACUUUCUCAAUAUCAACAGAAUCCUUUAAUGGAUCAUUGGAAAAGUUUAGUUAAGUUAUUUAAUUAUGUCUUAGACACAGAAUCGUUAGGAUUAGAUUUGGCUAGAGCUAGAAAAUUUCGUUUAAGUUGUUAUUCUGACGCAGCACAUGCACAAUGUUUAAAUGAUAGAAAAUCAAUCAUUGGUAACAUAAUAUUUUUGGAUAAUGUACCAGUUAAUUGGCGAACUGCUAAACAAAAAUGUGUGGCUACUAGCUCGAUGGAGUCGGAAUACAUUGCUCUAGUAGAAGCAGCUAAAGAAAUAUUGUGGUUUACGAGAAUUUGCAGGGAAGUUUCGAAUUUGGACAUUCAAUUUGAUGAAUCGCUUUUAUUUUGUGAUAAUACUGCUGCGAUUGAUUUUGCAAACUCUCCAAUCGAAAACAAACGAACUCGUCAUAUUGACAUUAAUUUUCAGUCCGAUGGGGCCGAAUGA